Protopolystoma xenopodis is the source of this 519-nucleotide messenger RNA. Lineage: Eukaryota; Metazoa; Platyhelminthes; Monogenea; Polystomatidea; Polystomatidae. The record is from the annotation of a GenBank genome assembly.
AUGUGGGAGUUUCCGUACUUUUCUGUCCGGUCUACUGCAAAUAUCUUGCACGUCUUUACUGUUGGUUCAUGUACAUUCUAUUCGGUCGUGAUAUGCAUGCAGCGAGAAGACAUCCGACCUGAGCUCGGCUUCUCUGGCAUAGCCCCGGCUGCAGACCUUUUCUGCACACCGUCCAUUGUCUAUCGUUUGAAGGAUUUUCCGACAUCAAGCUCCAUCCUCGGAUGGAUUAUCUUUCCUCACGAGGCAAGUGGACCUGAAGUGCGCCUCGAUUUGAGAGCCCGAGAGGUGGAACUACCGCGAGCCUGGGCCCGUGGACAGAUUCCAGCCAGUCGCUCUACGAGCCCAUUCUGUUAUUUAUGUGCUGGCCUGAAUGGUUGGUCGUGGACACCUGUUUUGUUUGUAAAUGAUCCCUUUUAUUUCGCAAAAUGCUCUCGCCAACUUGACUUUGUCUCCCGUUCUCGUCUCGUCCAUUUGGUGCCUAGGCCCGGAGACGUAUACGGAUUUAAUGGCUUCACUUAA